Atta colombica is the source of this 1348-nucleotide messenger RNA. RefSeq lists its product as uncharacterized. The coding region runs from base 275 to 595 and encodes 106 amino acids. The transcript has 4 exons. The record is from RefSeq and is a predicted model, not a curated record. Lineage: Eukaryota; Metazoa; Arthropoda; Insecta; Hymenoptera; Formicidae.
UCGCCCUCUGACCUCGAAACUCUCAGAGCUCUUUCUGAUCUCUUCUGGCUAUUUCACGGUACCAAAACGUACCCCCUGCUACCAACCACCACACGACGAGAAUCAUCCCCACUACAUCCACUGAUCGCCCGGCGAUAGUUGUCAUUCGUAACGAGAUCCGCGACUUGUGAAGAAGAAGAAGAGAAGACUAAAAGCGGGCCCCGAAGACUGACGGGAUCAGUGCUACCGUGAUUACACAGCUAGAGACAACAAAGGAAAAGGUUUCAUCAGCAAGAUGACGGUCACGUUUGUGCAGCGGUCUUUAAUUAUCUUCGCCAUUCUCUUGUGCUAUUAUCAAUCCUGGGUCGGUGCAGUGGAUUGCGAGCAAGAACCCUAUAACCCGGCAUGUCGAGGUUCACAAGCGAGGAAGCGCCUAACACCCUUGCCAGUCAUGCGCUCUUCAAACUGCGACGAUGGAGAUUGCAGACUUCCCAUGAAAUUCUUGAUCGCGAUUCUCGACCCUUCCUAUGAGGUACACCCUUCCAACUAUGUUCAUCCGCGCAAGGGCAGGAUGCGAAUAGAUGAGUCGAAGGAUGUGUAUUUGGAUGACUAUUGAUUCGAUUACUAAAUUAUGUCGACGCGAUUCGCAGAGAUGACUGACGAACUUUUCUGAGAUAUUACUCGUCCGUUCGAUUAUCGUUUAUUGUAUUAUCUGGCUUAAUUCUCUACCCGUAUUUCUCCUGAUAUCGUCUCUUCUCUUUUACUUCGUUUUCUCGCAAUUUUGGCAGCGAUAAUAAAGUACGUGCGUGCACGCAUAUUUGUUAGCACUCUGACUUUUCGAUAAUAAACAUUUGAAUCGCACAACAGAAAAAUAUCAAUUUACCGUCUUGAUCUUGUAGAAAAGUAAUUGUCCGCACGCGAAAUAAUUAUGAUCUCCUUCGCGUCAACUCUUCAAGCACCUCAUUAUAUUCUUAAAUGUGACAUAGAAAGAUAAACACUUUAAUAAAUAGUAUUGGACGUUCUAAUUCGAUUUUACGAGAACUAAGCAGGAAGUUUACACCAGUUGUCACUUAAUUCUUGCUCUUUUACCCGGUGUAGUGUACUUUAGCUCGCUCCAGUGUACAUUUAUCAAUAAUUUGGAAAUUGUACGAGAUUAUUAAAUUACAAGUGUUAUUCAAUUUUAAACUAUCUUCACGAUUGUUAUUCCGCGAACAUUUAAUUCUCGCGCUGGAAGAAUCGAAGUCACAGUAUAGUUAAUUAAAUCCUAUAAAACUUAUGCACAUCCAUACGUGAGACGUGCAUAAUAAUGAUCGGCCACAAUAGUGUUAUUGUACAUAAAGAGAUGUAAAACGAUAAUUAUACAUAUAUA